This is a messenger RNA of Trichobilharzia szidati, 657 nucleotides long. Lineage: Eukaryota; Metazoa; Platyhelminthes; Trematoda; Strigeidida; Schistosomatidae. The record is from the annotation of a GenBank genome assembly.
AUGAAGAAUGAUCAUCCUGUUUUUCGAAGAUUUUCACUCUCACGGCAAAUGAGUUUUGUAACUGGUGUGUACAACUCAUCGUGGAACAAUCUGCUGUAUGCUUGUAAAAUCAAAGUAUAUCCAAAUGGAAGACUGCUUCAUUAUUCCUACCCUGAAGGACAUACAUCCUACUGGUUUCACAGACUCAAAAUUUCUAUCAAUUUUACUUCCUGUAAUGAUUUUUUAACUGUUGGAUUUAUCCCUGAAGAAAUUACACAACCAUCACUGUUACCAUAUGAACAAAAUAUUACCUGUACCUCAAAAUUCCCACAAAUUAUUGAUUCCAAGCAUCGUAUUAUAUCACUUGUUUGGUAUACAGAAUCUGGUUCAAUUGAUGAGAUUAAUUCCCAGCUAGAUGUUCAAAUGUCAGCGUAUAUGAGGUUUGAAGGAAGUUUCAGUCUUAUCGACAAAAUGCGUAGAUGUGAAGUAGGCUCAGGAUUUUGGUGUGGAAAUCAAACAGCUGUCUGUGUAUAUGGUCAAAUGCGUUGUGAUCAAGCCGAUGGUUGUUUCGAUGGUGGAACAGACGAAAUUGGUUGUCCACCUGUUCGUAAUUAUACAUAUGUUCAACCAAGACGUCCAGUAAGCAGUUGGUCAGUAUACCUACCAUGGACGGGCUAA